AUGUCCAAAGAAUACAAACUCAAAGAUAUCUCCUCCUUCACAUCCCUCAACUCUCUAGACAAAAUCGAGGCUGAAAUAGAAGGAAUUGAAGAUGGGAAAGUUCUCCUCGUCAAGCUGGACGGCAUAGUCCAUGCCCUUAGUCCGCGGUGCACGCAUUAUGGAGCGCCACUGAAGAAUGGCGUCGUGACUGGAGAUGGAAGGCUUACAUGUCCCUGGCAUGGAGCCUGCUACAACGUCACAACUGGCGAUGUUGAGGAUGCCCCAGCCCCCAACGCGCUGAACAAGUUCGAAGUCUUCGAAAGAGAAGGUGGCGUGUACAUCAUUGCCAAAGAAGAAGAUGUAAAAGCAGGACAGCGCAAUCCAGUUGUGAAAUGUAGCGUGUCACAGCCGAAGGAGAGGUUGGUUGUUGUUGGAGGAGGAAGUGGAACUCUUGGCCUGAUUCAAGCCCUCCGGGAGCUAAAAUACCCCGGAUCAAUUACUAUCAUUUCCCAAGAGCCCGAUCUAAUCAUAGAUCGAACCAAGCUAUCUAAAGCCCUAAUCACAGACCCAGCGAAGAUCCAAUGGCGGCCACGAGAGUGGUACACCGAAGCCGCCAUAGAAACCAUCACAGAUGAAGUGACAGCCGUGGACUUCGAACAAAAAUCCAUCACCACCAGAUCCGGCCGAAACAUUUCUUACACAAAACUGGUUCUAGCAACAGGCGGUGUCCCCCGCAGACUCCCGCUACAGGGCUUCAAAGGCGAACUGAACAAUAUCUUUACCCUCCGCACAAUCCAAGACGUGGAGUCCAUCCUAGCAGCCGCCGGCCAAGAAAAAAGAAACGUAGUGGUGAUUGGCAGCUCCUUCAUCGGCAUGGAAGUCGGCAACGCACUCUCAAAAUCCCACAACGUGACAAUAGUAGGCAUGGAAACCUCCCCAAUGGAGCGCGUUAUGGGCACUCAAGUCGGCCGAAUCUUCCAAUCAAACCUAGAAAAGGCCGGCAUCAAAUUCAACCUCUCGGCAAACGUGAGCCACGCAACAGCGUCCCCUUCAAACACUCACAGCGUCGGUGCAGUUCACCUAAAAGACGGAACAACCCUCCCAGCCGACGUCGUCAUCCUAGGCGUCGGUGUCCGUCCAGCAACAGACUUCCUCCGUGAGAACAAAUCCGUUACCCUCGAAAAAGACGGCUCCAUCAAAACAACUUCCCACUUCCUCGUCCCAGGACUGCAAGACUCUGUCUUUGCAGUCGGUGAUAUAGCAACAUACCCCUACCACGGCCCUGGUGCUGAUGCUGCCGGCUCGCCAGUCCGUAUCGAGCACUGGAACGUCGCGCAGAAUGCGGGACGUGCGGCUGCACGCGCAAUCGUACAUGCGCAGCGCGGUCCGUUGUCGUCGUUGAAACACAAAGCGUUUAUUCCGGUGUUUUGGUCGGCGCUUGGGGCGCAGUUGAGGUACUGCGGAAAUCCAGUCAACGGGUAUGAUGAUGUUGUUUUGCAGGAGAAGGGGGAGGCAAAGUUUGUUGCCUUUUAUACGGCUGGGGAGACCGUUGUGGCGGUUGCUACUAUGGGGGUUGAUCCGGUUAUGACCAAGUCUGCGGAGUUGAUGAGGGUUGGGAAGAUGCCUGGGAAGCGGGAGAUCGUUGGUGGUGUGGAUGUUUUGGCGGUCAAGAUUUGA
Molecule: messenger RNA, 1656 nt
Organism: Penicillium digitatum Pd1
Lineage: Eukaryota; Fungi; Ascomycota; Eurotiomycetes; Eurotiales; Aspergillaceae
Gene: nfr1
Product: putative AIF-like mitochondrial oxidoreductase (Nfrl)
Cellular component (GO): cytoplasm
Molecular function (GO): oxidoreductase activity, acting on NAD(P)H; 2 iron, 2 sulfur cluster binding; flavin adenine dinucleotide binding
Source: RefSeq, a predicted model, not a curated record